UUACACACACAUGUAUAUAUAUAAACACACACUAAUUGCAAAUUCUAAAUCGUGGGGUGUCCAUUAAUUGUGUAUCAAAAUAUGAUGAAACUUAAUACACAUGGAGUGCAUGGUGAUCAUCAUGCUCUUGAUGAUGGUUCUCAAAUGUUUGGAGGACUUUUGAUGAAAGAUUCUAAAAUCUUUGGAGGCACAAAAUUCAUGAAGAUCAUACAAGAAGAAGAAUGCAAAUCAUCGAGCAGUUCAUCGAUAGGAAACAAUAGCGAUGAUGAUGAAAAACACGAGGAUGAUGAUGCUCAAAGUCCUUACAAAUAUGUUCACACCAAUGACAACAAUAAGAAGAUGAGUAAUGGAUCUUUUGAUGAUGCGGUUCAAGCUCUCGAAGAAGCACUUCCAAUCAGAAGAGGAAUAUCCACAUUUUACAAUGGGAAAUCAAAAUCCUUUACAUGUUUAGCGGAUGUCUCGCCUUCAUCUACACCAUCCAUACAAGACAUCGCGAAACCAGAAAACGCCUACACAAGAAAAAGAAGAAAUCUUCUCGCAUCCACUCUUUUGUCAUCCAAGAGCAAGAAUCAUGGUUUUGAACUAUCAAAUAUCUACACCGGACGGAUAUCAAAGAAACUGAAAACCACUACAUUGUGCUUUGCCGCAGAAAGUGAUGAGCCCAACUUAAACAAACAUGCCACACAACCACGACUCUAUAAGCCAUUGUUGUUGAAAAAGCAGAAUCUUUCUUCCUUGAGAUCAUUUUCAAUGGUUAACUUGCAUGCUUGCAACUCUAGACUUGGCUUAAAAUCAACCGAGAUCGAAAAUUGUUAGGUUGGAAGUGAGGGGUACAAUGCAUAGACAGUAGGUAAUGUAGUAGAAAAGGGGGAAAAGGAGAAAAUAUGAAUGUGAUAUUUGUUUUUUUUUAUUUUAAAAAAAGGAAAUUAAAAUGUUUGUUUGGUUAA
Erigeron canadensis is the source of this 947-nucleotide messenger RNA. RefSeq lists its product as uncharacterized. The transcript is spliced from 2 exons. The record is from RefSeq and is a predicted model, not a curated record. The coding region runs from base 82 to 816 and encodes 244 amino acids. Lineage: Eukaryota; Viridiplantae; Streptophyta; Magnoliopsida; Asterales; Asteraceae.